This is a messenger RNA of Penicillium cinerascens, 3633 nucleotides long. RefSeq names its product DNA-directed RNA polymerase III core subunit RET1. Gene Ontology annotation, biological process: DNA-templated transcription. Gene Ontology annotation, cellular component: RNA polymerase III complex. The record is from RefSeq and is a predicted model, not a curated record. Lineage: Eukaryota; Fungi; Ascomycota; Eurotiomycetes; Eurotiales; Aspergillaceae. The coding region runs from base 1 to 3633 and encodes 1210 amino acids. The transcript has 3 exons. Gene Ontology annotation, molecular function: DNA-directed RNA polymerase activity; DNA binding; ribonucleoside binding.
AUGCCGCCCCGCAAGAGGUCGCAGCCCUCUGCGGCCAGCCAGGCUCGGCGCCCGUCGGAGGCUUCCAGUCAGUCAGCCGCCGAACAACUUAAACGAAAGCGUCCUUCUUUCGCUGCCACGGACUCGAAAGAGCAGUCCGAAUCCAAUGCCGCGAAGGCCGAUGAUCAGCUUCCCAAAUACAAGCCCAAGGAUCCCUUCGAUGCGCUUCUGGAGCCCUUCUACUACAACAAGUCCCUGACCGACCCGAUUGACACCGCCAAGGACAAAUGGAACCUCCUCCCGGCUUUCCUCAAAGUCAAGGGUCUGGUGAAGCAGCACAUUGACUCAUACAACUAUUUCGUCGAAGUUCAACUGAAGAAGAUCGUGGAGUCGAGCUCGACUAUCCGCAGUGAUGUGGACCACCAAUUUUAUAUCAAAUUUACCGAUAUCUACGUCGGCUCGCCGCGACGUUCCGAUGAGACCCAGGACUCUGGUAUCGAUUUUCAGUCAGACGUGACACCCCAGGAGUGCCGGCUUCGCGAUACGACUUACGCGGCGCCUAUCUUGGUCGAUUUUGAAUAUGUUCGUGGUCGCCAAAGAGUUAUUCGACGGGGUGUCUCUAUCGGUCGGAUGCCGGUAAUGCUCCGUAGCUCCAAGUGUGUGUUGGCGAACAAGUCACCCGCGCAAAUGACGGUCCUCAACGAAUGCCCGCUAGACCCGGGUGGUUACUUUAUCGUGAAUGGUACAGAGAAAGUCAUUCUCGUCCAGGAGCAGCUGAGCAAGAACCGUAUUAUCGUGGAAACGGACCCGAAGAAAGAGAUUGUCCAGGCCUCGGUCACCAGUUCUUCGAACGAGCGCAAGUCGAAGAGUUACAUCGUUCUGAAGAAGGACAGACUUCACGUGAAGCACAACGUGCUUAGCGAAGACAUUCCGAUCGUGGUGCUGCUGAAAGCUAUGGGAAUCCACACCGAUAAGGAGAUGCUGCAGCUGGUUGCCGGCUCCGACGCUUUGUACCAAGACGACUUCGCCAUCAACUUCGAGGAGGCAAUCAACCUGGGUAUUUUCACCCAACAGCAAGCCCUGGAGUGGAUCGGCACUAGAAUCAAGAUCAACCGAAAGCAAGGCGCUUACCGCCGGACACAUGUGCAGGAAGCUGUCGAGGCGAUUGCUUCCGUCAUCAUCUCCCACAUCGAGGUCAAGGAUAUGAACUUCCGACCAAAAGCCAUCUACGUCGCUCACAUGGCGCGUCGUGUGUUGAUGGCCAAGAAUGACGCGACUAUGGUGGAUGACCGCGAUUACCUCGGAAACAAGCGUUUGGAACUGGCUGGUCAGUUGCUGGCUUUGCUUUUCGAAGAUCUGUUCAAGAAAUUCUGCUUCGACAUCAAGAUGAACAUCGACAAGGUCUUGAACAAGCGCAACCGAGCCGAACAGUUCGAUGCAUGGAGUGUCAUGAGUAUGCAUGGCAAUCACAUCACUCAGGGCAUGAACCGAGCUAUCUCGACGGGUAACUGGAGCUUGAAGCGUUUCCGCAUGGAGCGUGCUGGUGUAACCCACGUCCUCAGUCGACUGAGCUACAUUGCUGCGCUCGGUAUGAUGACUCGUAUUAGCAGUCAGUUCGAGAAGACUCGGAAAGUCUCCGGCCCUCGUGCUCUGCAGCCAUCCCAGUUUGGUAUGCUGUGUCCUGCUGAUACACCCGAAGGAGAGGCUUGCGGUCUGGUCAAGAACUUGGCCCUUAUGACGCAUAUCACCACCAACGACGAGGAGGGCCCAGUGCGAAACUUGAUUUUCAUGCUGGGUGCAGAGGACAUUUCAACCGUCAGUGGCAUGCAACUCUAUGCACCGGGAUCCUACACCAUCUCAAUUAACGGUACACCGACUGCUUUAACACGACGGCCGAAGUAUUUCCUCAAUGCAUUCCGCAGGCUACGCCGCAUGGGCCGAAUUUCGGAGUUUGUCAGCAUUUACAUCAACCACCAUCAGCGAGCUGUUCACAUUGCGACUGAUGAUGGCCGGAUCUGCCGGCCUCUCAUUGUCGUCGAGAAUGGCCAAUCGCGAGUCCGUCGUCACCAUCUUAAGAAGUUGCGAGACGGCACCAUGCAAUUUGACGAUUUCCUUGCGCAGGGUCUGGUCGAGUAUCUGGACGUGAACGAAGAGAACGAUUCUUACAUCUCCAUUUACGAAAAGGACAUCAACGAUGCCACCACGCAUCUCGAGAUCGAGCCUUUCACUGUCCUUGGCGCCGUUGCCGGUCUCAUUCCCUACCCUCACCACAACCAGUCUCCUCGAAACACUUACCAGUGUGCCAUGGGUAAACAAGCUAUUGGUGCGAUUGCCUCGAACCAGUUCCAGCGCAUUGACUCCAUCCUCUAUCUUAUGGUGUACCCCCAGAAACCCAUGGUCAAGUCGCGAACCAUCGAACUGACCAAGUACGACCAACUGCCUGCUGGGCAGAAUGCGACCGUGGCUGUGAUGAGUUACUCUGGCUACGAUAUUGAGGAUGCUCUGGUUCUGAACAAAGGCUCGGUGGACCGUGGGUUCGGACGUUGCCAGGUCUUCCGCAAAUAUGUCACCAAUUUGAAGAGUUACCCCAAUGGGCUGAGAGACCGUCUGCAUGGACCGGAAUAUGAAAAUGAUGCUCCGAUCCGCAAACAUGCACUCCUUGAGAGCGACGGUUUGGCUGCAGUCGGUGAAGAAGUCAAGGCUGGCGAAGUCUACAUCAACAAGGUUACUCCUGACGCAGCGCAAACCAUGGGCAUUCCGGGCUCCGACUCCGGUAAACCAGUGGACUGGAAACCGAUGCCCAUGACCUACAAGCUCCCGGACCCUGCCUACAUCGACAAAGUCAUGGUUUCGGCUACCGAGGGCGAGACUCAGCUCCUCAAGGUGCUGACCCGACAGACCCGUCGUCCGGAGGUCGGCGAUAAGUUCUCCUCCCGUCACGGUCAGAAGGGUGUGGUGGGUAUCAUCGUGGACCAAGCCGAUAUGCCAUUCACCGACCAGGGUAUCAACCCCGACAUUAUCAUGAACCCCCACGGUUUCCCCUCUCGAAUGACGGUCGGAAAGAUGCUGGAGCUAGUUGCCGGCAAAGCAGGUGUCCUGUCUGGACAGCACGGUUACGGUACCUGCUUCGGCGGUAGCCCUGUCGAGGAAAUGUCUCAGAUCCUGAUUGAUCACGGCUUUAGCUAUGGUGGCAAGGACAUGCUCACCUCUGGUAUCACGGGCGAGCCGCUUCCCUUCUACGUCUUCACCGGUCCGAUCUACUACCAGAAGCUCAAGCACAUGGUUCAAGAUAAGAUGCACUCGCGUGCGCGUGGACCAACAGCUACGCUUACUCGCCAGCCCACCGAAGGUCGUUCGCGUGACGGUGGUCUUCGUCUCGGUGAGAUGGAACGUGACUGUCUGAUCGCCUACGGUACCAGCCAGCUUCUGCUCGAGCGUCUGAUGAUCUCCUCCGAUCGCCACGAGGUCGACGUUUGUGAGAAGUGCGGUUUCAUGGGUUACCUGAACUGGUGCUCGCGGUGCAAGUCGUCUCGUUCGGUUGUGAAGAUGGUCCUCCCAUACGCCGCGAAGCUUCUCAUCCAGGAACUUAUGAGUAUGAACGUUUCUGCUCGUCUGAAGCUGGAGGAUGAGUUCCCAGAGAUGAAGGGCCGAUAG